AUGGCUCCCCGCGCUACUCUGCCAUCGUGGGCCGCCGCCGCCGCCGCUCACCCCGGCGCGACUCCGGCGCGCUUCGUCUUCCUCGUGGCCUGCGCCGCGCUCCUGCUCCUUGCAACCGGCGCCACGCUUCCGGCGCUCGCCACCGCGAACCCCGCGGAUACCAUGGUGGUUGCGAGUCGACGGGCUCUGCAAGCCGCACCCGGGUCGGAUGCCGCACCAGGAUCGGAGUCCGCGCCCGGUUCAACACCCGCGCAGCCCGCGCCUGGUUCAACACCCGCGCAGCCCGCGCCCGGCUCAACGCCCGCAGUGCCCGCGCCCGGUUCAACGCCCGCGCCCGGCUCAACGCCCGCGCCCGGCUCAACGCCCGCACAGCCCGCGCCCGGCUCAACGCCCGCGCAGCCCGCGCCCGGCUCAUCGCCCGCGCCCGGAUCGAAGCCCGCGCCCGGCGGUUCAAACACCCCACCCGACUCGGACACGUAUUACGAUGACGACUACAUGCAGGAUUAUACGCUGGAAGAAGUCAUUGCUGCCGCCUCGCCGUCCGGCGCGCCGCCCGCCGGCCCUCUCAAGGCGAUGAAACUCGCAAGCACCAUAAAGUUCGCGGACGUAUCCAAGUCGUUCGACGUGCUGUAUUACCUCGCGAACGCCGCGUGCAAGUUCCCGAACGGGAAGACCAUCUUUCUGCCGACGAAUCAGGCGUGGGCCGACGCGCUCGCCGGGUACAAGAAGUCGCGCAGCAGCGGCGCGCUGUACGAGGCGUUGGACGCGGUGGCGAGCGGUAACAAGGUGAAGGAGUCGCUGGAUCGCGCGAAGCGAACGACCACGACGAAGGACCUCGCGACGCUCGCCGCCAAGGCGAAGGCGUGCAACGCGAAGACGACCAAGCCGCCGCCGAUGUCGGAAGCCGCGCGGACUGCUCUGCUGAACCUCAUGUCGUUCCACACCGCCGAACCGAAGGUUACCGUUGUGAACCUCGAUGGCCAGUGUACCCCCACUGGCUACGCCAUCAAGACCGCGUUCAACGGAAACAAUUUGAACUUCAAGUGCGACAGUAGCAACACGGGAAAGAUUUCCGGCGCCGACCCACUCGCGUCCGGGGCUGCUGCGGGUACCUCGUCUGCUGUCGCAGCUAUCCAGGAGGCCCAGAAGGAUUAUUUCUAUAUCUACCCCCCCUGCUUCCUCGCCAUAUUCGCUUACCCUCCUUCCUCUCCUUGCUCCCAUUUCUCCUCCCGCUCUCCGUUUACAGGGGCUGUUGCAACUGUCUCUCGUCUCCUCACCACCCUGCUGGUCCUCGGCGCAGCUCUUGCCUGCGCUCUCUAA
Closterium sp. NIES-65 is the source of this 1320-nucleotide messenger RNA. Lineage: Eukaryota; Viridiplantae; Streptophyta; Zygnematophyceae; Desmidiales; Closteriaceae. The record is from the annotation of a GenBank genome assembly.